AUGGUCUAUAUCCUGAUUUUAUUUCAAAACUUCCUCUUCCUCGGGCUUUCUCUCCAAAUUUCUCUACUCCCUUCCACAGGUGUCCCUCCGCCCAGCCGAAAGCUCGGAAAUAUGAUUUACGAUUCCUCAAAAAACCAGCUUGUUAAUUUCGGAGGCCAAUCUACAGACGGGUCAUAUUCUAACGACCUCGCUUCAUUUUCUUUAUCACAUAUGAGAUGAAGCUUAAUUUUGCCUUAUUUAUCUACAGUCCCAGACGAAAGAGCAGCAUCUGCAAUGUUUUAUGAUGACAUUAACCAACAAGUACUUCUAUAUGGAGGGAGGACACGUGCAGGCCCUGCUGGGGAUUUUUGAAGCUAUAGCUUAAUAGAAAACAGCUGACAACAAUUAUCUAGAAAUGGGGAUGAUCCAGGCCCAAGGGCAUAUACAGCACAUGUGGAAUAUUCAAGAGGAGGAAAGAACUACUAUGCAAUUUUCGGAGGUCUGACUCCUACAGCAAUAGAUAACAGCUUAUAUAUGUAAAAAUUAUGUAGUCUUAAUGGGAGUGAUUUUACAUGAACAAAAAAGCCAACUGCAGGGAGUCCACCACAGCCAACUGAAAGUGCUGGAAUUGGGUAUUAUAAGGAUAAGUUAUAUGUAUGAGGAGGAUUAAGCAGAUUUUCUACAGAGCUGCAGGAUACAAAAUUGCAUGUUUUUGACUUGGAUUCUGAAAAAUGGACACAGAUUAGUGUUUCAGGGCAAACUCCACAUGGGAGAUUUCAGCAUUUUUUGUGUGUGAUAGGUGACUAUUUGUUUAUAAAUAAUGGGGAGGAUUUUACGACUGGAAAUUCUAUUUUUGAUAUUUGAAAAAUUAAUUUAGGCCAGAUUAUAUGAAAUUAAUACUAUGAAAAUAUAGGAUUUUGCAUAUUCUGAAUGAUAAAUCAAGAUAAUAGCCAAUUACUAUAAAAACCACUAAAUAUGAUAUAUUAUAGCAACUCUCAGCUUAUGAGAAAAAGUCAAUUUUGAAGACCCAGACGACAUCGCCACUGAUAGUGGCUCUAUUACUACAGCAGGCUCUACAAUUUAUUCCUUCGGCGGCACCUCAGCAUCCGGCAUAAACAACUCUCUUACCUCAAUUGAUCUUUCUGCCUCAUCUAUAGCCUAUACCUUAGUUUCCGCUGAACUUCAUGGCCCAGAAGCCAGAAUGAUGCACUCAAUGCACACAAUCCACACUUCUUUAUGGAUUUUUGGCGGAAUAAACAGCGACAAAAAAUAGUAACUUCUAUACAGCCUGAAUGAUAUGUGGAAAUUUGAGCUAGAAACUAAUACAUGGGCCAAGCUUUCUACCACUGGUGACAAGCCACCUGCAAGAGCAAGGCAUGGCAGUUGCUCAUCUGCAGACACUUAUGUCAUCUUUGGAGGGAUAAAUGAUGAUGGCUAUUUAAAUGAUAUGUACGAAUAUACAGUUUUAGCAAAUACAUGGAGAGAAGUGACUACUUCUUCUAGUAAAUACCCAACUGAAAGGCAUGGAGUCUGUAUGGCACAAGCUGACUCUUUUAUAUAUAUUUUUGGAGGACAUACAAUGUCAGGGUAUUCUAAUGAGCUGUGGAGGUUUGACACUAUUGAUAACUCAUAUGUGCUUUUGGAUGAUGGAUUAUCAGAACAAGUCCCAAAGCUAGCUUAUACGAAAUGCUUUAUUAGGAAUAUAAAUAAGGUUUAUUAUUUUUAUAUAGCCACUGGAGAAGGGGAAGAUGGAGUCCCAAAAUCGAUUAUAAGCAGAUAUGAUUUAAAAAAUGAGGAAUGGCAGCUUGUCAUGGAUGCAGGAUAUGGCUCAUUUGCCUUAUCUGGGGCUGGAGGAGUAAAUAUUGACAAUUACUUAGUCAUUUUAGGUGGAGAACAGUGGAAUUUUGAAGCUUUUGAUAACAUUUUUAUGAUAGAUCUCGACAAUAACCCAGAGCCGAUUAAAAUUGGAAAAGUCGAAGAGCCUACCUAUGCAACUGAAAUGACUUAUUUUGGACAGUCUCUAUAUUUAUUUGGAGGCGGGGAUACUAUUUCAAGCCUGGUCCAAAAUUAUAUACCAAAACAAUUUUUAUUUGAAAUUAGCCAAAGCUCUGAAGACAAUUUUGCGUGACCUUGCAGCAAUGGAACAUAUGGAGAAAAAUGCAAGCCAUGCCCAGAAGGGCAUUACGCAGACAGUUUUGGGACAACUGAGUGCAAAAAAUGCCCAAAAGGAACUUAUAAUACUUUUAAAGGAGCCAGAACUCAUGACGAGUGCUAUCCGUGCCCUUAUGGGUCUUACGCACCUAGUGAAGGCUCAAAAUACUGCGAUAACUGCCCAGCAAGCAUGUACUGUCCAGCAGGCACCUCUUCUCCUCUACAUAUAGAAGACCGAAUCGAUUUUGUGAGCAUCCAGCCUCUUUUAUUCAGCGAAAGUUCCAGUACGAGUGACCAAGUUUUCAGCUACACCUUAUAUAUCGUUAUUUCCAUCUCUACUAUAUUGACACUCCUCCUAAUUUGUCACAAACCUAUACGAGACUCUAUGCCGCGCCUUGACUCCUAUUCAAGAAACCACGAAACCAAAGACAACCACCCCAUAAUUAAGCGACGAACCUCACUUGGCGGCCUUUUCAGUGUCAUUUUUCUUCUUUUAGCAUUUUUAUAUGCCUUACAAGGAGCCACAAUUUAUAUCACAAAUAACAUAAUUGAAGAAAAAAUGCUUGAGCCUUUGGUCUCAUUAGAAAAUGACUAUUCAGCCUUUCCUGGGGAUAUUUAUAUUAAUAUCACUUUUUUUUACUAUGGAGGAAACUGUGUCAGUAAUGACUCUUGUGUGGCAGAUUUAUUGUACAGCUAUGCAGAUAUUGAAGGAAAACUGAUAGGGCCUGACUGUUCAUUGGUGGGAAGAGACUGUCACGUUACUUUUGUGUGCCAUGGAUGUGAUCUAGGGGUUGGGGCAGCUAUUAAUUUAUCAAUGCUAGAGCCACGAAGUUAUGCAAGCUUUAUUUCAGUCAAUAUUUCGUCAACGUCUUCAAUCCCAGAUGAGCUAAGCUCUAUUAAAAUUGAUAUCGCACCUACUAGUACUUCUUUGGUAUUCAGAGGCCAAAAUGCUUCAAAAUUUACGUUUUCGAUGACACCGUCUGUUUUUCUUUCAGAUGUUUCUAGGUGAAAUCGUAAUCAAACUGGGUACCACGUGUCUUUGCCGCAUUCGCCGACUGCAGGGUCAGCACUGCCUACAGAUGAGUAAAAGUUAUUUAGGAUAAAUUUUGAAGACUCUGUAAGGGUUUCUAUCAGUCUUGAUAUAGGAGAUGUGGUUUUGGUCACCAAAAGGUUGUUAUCAGAGACAUUUUUUUUGCUACUUGGGUCUUUACUUGGGUCUGUGUUUGGGAUCAUACAAAUUGGUGGGACCCUUAUGGGGAAAACUGAGGAAAUUCAGAAUUUCGCAAUAAAGAAAUGGAAACAUUAUCGUCGGUUUCAUAGGAUUGUUGGGAAUAUUGAGAAGCUUAGAAAUGCAGUUGAGCCGAGGGAGAUUGAAAAUAAUACUCCAUCAGCUCAGACCACUGAGGCUUAUAUAUUUGAUGAUUUCAGAAUUAAGAAAAAGAAUAGAAUAAUAGAUUAG
Blepharisma stoltei is the source of this 3589-nucleotide messenger RNA. Lineage: Eukaryota; Ciliophora; Heterotrichea; Heterotrichida; Blepharismidae. The record is from the annotation of a GenBank genome assembly.